Aspergillus ruber CBS 135680 is the source of this 1014-nucleotide messenger RNA. RefSeq lists its product as uncharacterized. The transcript is spliced from 4 exons. The record is from RefSeq and is a predicted model, not a curated record. The coding region runs from base 81 to 833 and encodes 250 amino acids. Gene Ontology annotation, biological process: mycotoxin biosynthetic process. NCBI's taxonomy places the organism in Eukaryota, Fungi, Ascomycota, Eurotiomycetes, Eurotiales, Aspergillaceae.
CUCGAAUGGCAACGCUAUUAGAAUUUCUAUCAUCUCUUUGAGUUAAUAACUCGCAGAUAGUGCUUCCCAAAGACCUCAAUAUGCGCUUUCUGUACAGCCGACUCCCCGUUCACAAACCGGAUACAGGACGAGAUGAAGAGGGCGAGGACAGUCCAGAACAGGCACUUGAGCUUCCACGCUUUUUUUGUAGAUGGCUCCCGAUGUUCCUCAUCCUUUUGGUACUUACCAACGCUAUAACAUUGCUGGGCAGCCUCUACUGGGCAUCAUUGCGGGAAUUACGUAUGAAGGCCGAGCCACCGCUGGAUUAUGCUCAGAUACCGCAGUCCCUCGAUACAGUCUGGAGACGAUUCCGGUGGAAUGAGACUGGCCACAGCACCGCCGGGAGAAACGAACACAUUGACGCGAUUUGGAGAAAUAUCCGCCCUUCACAUGGAUAUAUUACUAUAAAUCGCGACUUGGCUAAGCAGAGGCAAUGGCCGGAGAGUAUGGGUCUUCUGUCGAACCCGGAGAAGGGGCGUGUUAUUCGAGACACCUUCUGGGAAGCAGUCGAGAGAAAUCCCUAUACGGACAGCCCGGGGCCGCAUUUGGACUACUGUUUUGAUACUUUGCGGCAGUACAUUCAAUGCAACGCAGAUAGCAUCCCUCUCUAUACGCUCGGGGGUAUUGCCGCGGGCGAUGACCAGCUGCACCGAUGCAAAGACUGGUCUCAGCUCCGAGAUUAUGCAACAAGACAUACAGCAUGUAUUCGAGACGUACCGGAGGAUGUACCAAUAUCUGAGCGAUUUGGUAUUUGUGAUAUGGGCAAGGAUGGUAUUGUCGAUUUGGCAGAGUAACUCUCGAAGGUUGGUUAACUGUAUCAGGAAUGUAGCUGAUACAACACAGUUCGAAGUCCAAAGAUCGCUGUGUGCGUUCAAUUGAUCGAAACUAAGUAUUUUAGGGAGCUUGGCAAGCAUGGGAAGGCUGUUGAGAGCAAACGAGGAUCUAUUACAUGAGACAAGUGAGACGGGAAUCUAG